AUGGAGAACUGCACCAGAGUUACUCAGUUCCUCCUGCUGGGACUCACACAGAUGGAAGGGCUCAAGGGUAUCCUCUUUGUGCUCUUUCUGUUCAUCUAUUCAGUCACCCUCAUGGGCAACCUGGGCAUGAUCACCCUGAUCCACACUAACUCACAGCUCCACACACCCAUGUACUUCUUCCUGAGUGUCCUCUCCUUCAUAGACUCCUCCUUUACCACAGUAGACACCCCCAGGCUGCUGGAGAGCUUCCUCACCUCAGGCCAGUCCAUCUCCUUUGUAGGCUGUAUGGUCCAAAUGGCCCUCAUGACUCUCCAUGGUACUGCCGAGUGCCUGCUCCUGGCCAUCAUGGCCUAUGACCGCUUUGCUGCCAUCUGCCGCCCUCUCCUCUAUCACAACAUUGUGUCCCAACAUCUGUGUGUCCUUCUGGUGAUGUUCACCUAUACUGCUUCUGUUGCAAAUUCUGCUUUACUGACUGGGUACAUCUUCAAGCUGCCCUACUGUGGCCCCAACAUCAUUAACCACUACUACUGUGACAUCCCCGCUGUGCUCCAUCUUGCGGUCUCUUAUGCCUACAUCCUGGUGACCAUCUACAGGAUGCGUUCCCUGAAGGCCCAGAGCAAAGCAUCCUCCACGUGUGCCUCCCACCUCACUGUCACCUGUCUCUAUUACAGCACCAUCACCUUCAUGUAUGCUCAGCCAAGUUCUCUCAGUUCCAUGGAACAAAACAAAGUUGUGUCUGUCUUCUAUACUAUUGUCAUCCCCAUGCUGAACCCUCUGAUCUAUAGCCUGAGGAAUAAAGAUGUGAAAGCUGCUUUAAAAAGGAGAUGCCUUGGCAAGGUGCCUUCAUAA
This is a messenger RNA of Nannospalax galili (Upper Galilee mountains blind mole rat), 849 nucleotides long. RefSeq names its product olfactory receptor 476-like. The transcript has 2 exons. The coding region runs from base 1 to 849 and encodes 282 amino acids. Gene Ontology annotation, biological process: sensory perception of smell; G protein-coupled receptor signaling pathway. NCBI's taxonomy places the organism in Eukaryota, Metazoa, Chordata, Mammalia, Rodentia, Spalacidae. The record is from RefSeq and is a predicted model, not a curated record. Gene Ontology annotation, cellular component: membrane. Gene Ontology annotation, molecular function: olfactory receptor activity; G protein-coupled receptor activity; odorant binding.